AAAGAAACCUGGUAGUAGGCAUAAAAAGAAAAGGAAGGGUUUUUUUGGAGUGCGGCCGUGGGAAAAAGCCGAGGACGAUACUGUUACUGUUGGUGAGACUGAGGGAAGUCAAGCGACUGAUGAAGAUAGUGCUGCUACUGAGCAACUAUCUACCCCUAUUGGUGCUUCUAGACAUAAACUCAGUGAUCGAGGUUUUUCAACGGAUGACUCUGAAGGAUUCAGUGGCGUUGAUAAUCAAAAUGACAGCAGAAGUUAUAGACUUGUUGACGUGAAUCUUUUGUCUUCCACACUGUCAGAAGUCCAUAAAUGUCCUGAAGGUUUGUUACAGUUCUAUGUUGUUUAAAGAUAAGUUUGUUACAUUGCAAUAGAAUUAUAUUAUUUUGAUGCUUUUGUGGAUUCUUUGUUAUCUAAAUUUUAAUGUGUACUAGCAUUUGACCAAAUCUUUAUGUUAGAGAUUGUUAAUUGUGCAUACCACCGGUAAUCCAUUUUAGGUCAACUUGGUCUUGUAGAAAAUGCUACUGCAAGGGCUGGUCUGAUGUCGGAUUUCACAAUUGAGUGCUCUGCUUGUGACAAUUCUACCAGAAUGCAAACAUCAACAUCAACAGUGUCCAAGGGCCGAUCAUUUGAUGUCAACCGAAGAGUGGUGUACCAUUCCUUGGAAACUGGUGGCGGCUAUGAAGCGCUGUCAUCAUUUUGUAGCGUCAUGAAUAUGCCUUGCAUGUCAAAACAGGCCUACUAUAAGCAAGUUGAUGUUAUUCUUGAAGCACAAGAAAGUGAAGCUCUGGCAGAGUUGUUGAAAGCUGGGGAAAAAUUGAGAAACCUCCUCGAUGUGGAGAAUGAUACUGAUUCUUCAUUGGACGAAGAUACUAACGAGGACAGUAAUGACCCUCUUGAUGUCACUGUUAGUUUCGAUGGAACGUGGGCAAAGAGAGGAUUCACUUCACUGUUUGGUGUUUUCUUUGUUAUGUCUGUUGAUACCGGAGAGGUAUUGGAUUACCAUGUGUUCUCUAAAUUUUGUCAAAAGUGUUCGAAGAAAAAGAACGAGUGCAAAGAUGAUUUAGAAGAAUUUGAAGCAUGGAAAGCCGAGCAUAUUACUAAUGGAGAAUGUGACAUAAAUUUCGAAGGAAGUUCCCCUGCCAUGGAAGCUGAAGCUGCACAAGUUCUCUGGAAUAGAUCUAUUGAGAAACAUAAUAUGAGAUAUAAAUUCAUGGUAUCUGAUGGGGACAGUAAAGCAUACAGCGCUGUAGAGGACACCUAUGAUGGUGUUAAAGUUGAAAAAAUUGACUGUGUUGGUCAUGUGCAAAAACGGAUGGGGAAGCACUUACUGAAAUUGAAGAGCUCUACCAAAGGGAAGUUAGAUGAUGGUAAAACCAUUGGAGGAAAAGGAAGAUUGACUGAUGCCAAAAUAAAACAGUUACAAAGAUACUAUGGCCUUGCUAUUCGCCAGAAUAUUGUCACAAAGCCAAACGCAACUGACACCGAGGUUAACGUUGCUGUUUACACCAUGAAGAAGAACAUAAUUGCAACAUUGAGCCACAAUGUGAAAGCAGAAAGUAUAGAAGCUCAACAUCGAUACUGCCCACCUGGAGAAAAUUCAUGGUGUAAAUGGCAACAAGAUAAGGCAACUGGAACAAAGACCUACAAGAACGACAACUUGUUACCAUCAGUUUUCCUGGAUGUUUUGCGGCCUGUAUUUAUGACACUCAGUGAAACAAAUCUUCUUAGUAGAUGUGUCAGAGGUGCCACUCAAAACCGAAAUGAAUGCAUCAACUCUUUGGUUUGGAUUCGUUGUCCAAAACAUAAAUUUCAUGGCAGGAAAAUAGUUCGGUUUGCAGUAGCAUCAGCCGUAUGCCACUACCAUGGUGGUGCAGUUUCUAGGACAAAAGUGAUGGAGAGACUGUCUACACCAGGAGGGCAGCAUACAGAGAA
This is a messenger RNA of Paramuricea clavata, 1929 nucleotides long. The record is from the annotation of a GenBank genome assembly. NCBI's taxonomy places the organism in Eukaryota, Metazoa, Cnidaria, Anthozoa, Malacalcyonacea, Plexauridae.